Messenger RNA from Megalops cyprinoides (Indo-Pacific tarpon), 1457 nucleotides. RefSeq names its product sushi repeat-containing protein SRPX2-like. The coding region runs from base 72 to 1457 and encodes 461 amino acids. The record is from RefSeq and is a predicted model, not a curated record. Lineage: Eukaryota; Metazoa; Chordata; Actinopteri; Elopiformes; Megalopidae. The transcript is spliced from 11 exons.
AUUUAGACCGCCAGAGCUCAAACAUCUAACCAAACGAAGAGCAGAGACGCUCCCAGGAAGAAAGGAUUAAGAUGUCAAGCCUGUAUUUUCUUUUACUACUUCAAGUUUAUCCUGUGGCCAUGGUUCUUGGACAGAAUGAAGGCUCAGGCCACUUUCUGCUAAGCAGCUACAAUGAGGUUGUGCCAGAGGUGACCUACUACACCCCCCAGCUGGACUACAGGAAUCCGCGUUGGUGUCACACCCUGAGCUUGUCGAACGGGGAGGCCACCUGCUUCUCCCCCCGUGGGGGGCACCACCGGAGCACCUUGGGGACGCGCUGCCAGCUGUCCUGCGACCACGGCUACCGGCUGCUGGGACGAGCGUCCGUGCAGUGCAUGGCCAACCGCCGCUGGUCAGGGACUGCCCAUUGUCGCCAGGUCCGCUGUCACGUCCUGCCCCUGAUCGAUCGGGGGACUUACAGCUGCACUGAGGGUGUGACCGUCGACUCCAGGUGUGACUACACCUGUGACCCCGGCCACCACCUGGAGGGGGACCGCACCCGUACCUGCUUGGAGGGGGGCGUGUGGAGUGGCACAGAGCCCACCUGCACAGAUAUCGACCCUCCGACGAUCAAGUGCCCCCCAUCCCGAGUGAGGGUUGCAGCACCAGGGAAGCUGACCGCAAAGGUGUCCUGGGAGCCCCCUGUGGUCAAAGACAGUGCCGAUGCCAUGCUGACAGAUGUGAAGCUGACGGGCCAGGAGCCGGGCUCAGACUUUAAAGAAGGGAUCCACGUUAUCCGCUACAAGGUGUACGAUCAGGCCAGGAACAAGGCGGCCUGCAAGUUCAUUGUCCGUGUGGAGGUCAGGAGGUGCCCAGCUCUCAAGGCCCCAUUGCAUGGGUACCUCACCUGUUCCUCGGACAGGAACAACUACGGGGCAGUGUGCGAGUACCACUGUGAUGGGGGCUACGAACGAAGGGGUACCCAAACUAGAGUGUGCCAGUUCAACCGCAGCUGGAGUGGGAUAGCUCCGGUCUGUGUCACCAUGGAGAUAAACACAGACGUGAAGACGGCUGCUGCCCUGCUGGACCAGUUCUAUGAGAAGAGGAGACUGCUCAUUGUCUCCACCCCCGACAAUGCCAACCAGUACUACAAGCUGCAGAACAUCAUGUUGCAGAGGGCUGGGUGCGGUCUGGACCUGCGACAGGUGACAGUGAUCGAGCUCCUGGGGUUGCCUCCUCGUGAAGUGGGCCGCAUCAAGGAUCGAUUCUUGGACUCUCAGGUCAUCGAGGGGCUCAGGCAGGCCCUGAGGAUUUCCAGAGUGUACUUCUCCAUGGUGCUGCUGGACAAGCACGGCAUCGACCGCGAUCGCUUCGUCGUGCCUACAACCUCGGAGGAGCUGUACUCACUCAUUGACACGUACCUGAUGGAGGAGGAGGAACGUGAGCGCCUCGAGAAAAACAAGGAUUACUGCAUCUGA